AUGUCUCAACCAUCGAUGAACUCAUUCAUGUACGAUUUAAUUGUCAUUGGUGGUGGCAGUGGAGGAUUAAAAGCUGCAAAAACUGCUGCCGAUUUGGGAGCCAAAGUUGCCUUAUUGGAUUAUGUCAAACCUUCCACUCAAGGUAACACUUGGAAAAUUGGAGGAACUUGUGUCAAUGUUGGAUGCAUUCCAAAAAAACAAAUGCAUUUUGCUGCUGAAAUGGGAGACAAAAUUAGACAAGCCAUCAACUAUGGUUGGAAAUUGCCAGGAUUCAUGGACAGGACCAUCGAGAAUGAUGAUCCCUUCAAUCACUUUCCUCAUGAAAUUCGAAAAGAUUAUUUCGAUUGGAAUGUAUUAGUUCAGGGUAUUCUAAAUACUCGCUCAGGAUCACAUUUCGUCUACAAGAAUGAACUCAAAAAACGAAAAAUUGACUUUUAUGAACAAUUGGGACAAUUGAAAGACGCUCAUACGGUCUCAUUGGUGGGUUCAUCCUCCUCCUCCUCCUCCUCUAACAACAAUUUGUUAUUAACUUCCAAAUAUAUCGUUUUGGCACCCGGUGGAAGACCACACAUCCCUUCACAAGUUCCUGGAGCACUCGAACAUGCCAUUACGAGUGAUGAUUUAUUUUCCUUACGUUCACCUCCAGGAAAGACCUUAAUUGUCGGUGGAGGAUAUAUUGCAUUGGAAUGCGCUGGAUUUUUGAGUGGAUUGGGAUUUGAUGUCAGUGUCAUGGUUCGUUCACAAAUUUUGAGAAAUUCCACCUUCGAUCGAGAAGUGGUCACUCAUUUGCAAGAAUCGAUGGAACUGAAUCACAAGGUUCGAUUUUUACAACCUUGUAUUCCAUUAAGAAUUGAAAAAUUAGAGAAUUGUGACAAGAAGAAGGUGUAUUAUAUUUUGAAUACAGAGACGGACAAGAAGGAAUAUUCAGAAGAAUUCGAUACUGUCAUGUUUGCAACAGGACGUUCUCCCGAUGUGAAAGGAUUGAAUUUGGAUGCUGUCGGUGUGCAAUACAUCAAAGAAGAAGAAGAAGGUCAAAAAAUUAUUGUCGAUCAAGAGGAACGAACCAGUGUUCCUUCCAUCUUUGCCAUUGGAGAUGUCAUUGAGAAUGGUCAUAAUUUUGAAUUGACACCUGUGGCCAUUCAACAAGGAAAAUAUUUGGCUUAUCGUCUCUUUUCACAACCAUUCACUGAGACCUCAAAGGCGUCGUCUUCUUCUUCUUCUGAGGAAAGAAAGACAAAGCAAUCAUUUCAAUUGGUCGAUUACAAUUGCGUUCCAACCACUGUCUUUACACCAUUGGAAUAUGGUCUCGUGGGUUACAGUGAAGAAAAGGCCAUUCAAGAAUUUGGUUCUGAACAUUUAGUGAUCUACAAGAAGAAAUUUAACAUUUUGGAGUACAAAAUACCAGAAAAAGCAGAGAAGGGAUUUGUCAAAUUGAUUUGUCUCAAGGAGAAUGAGAGAGUUAUUGGUUUGCAUUAUUUGGGACCACAAGCAGCGGAAGUGACUCAAGGAUUUGCUUUGGCUCUGAAAAAGGGAUGUACGAAAGAGGAAUUUGAUGAUUUGAUUGGAAUACAUCCAAGUAAUGCAGAGGCUUUUGUGUAUUUAGAACUUGGUGUAUAUGAGGAUAAGACAUGUUGUGGUUAA
Messenger RNA from Naegleria fowleri, 1641 nucleotides. RefSeq lists its product as uncharacterized. Gene Ontology annotation, biological process: glutathione metabolic process; cellular response to oxidative stress; cell redox homeostasis. The record is from RefSeq and is a predicted model, not a curated record. Gene Ontology annotation, molecular function: glutathione-disulfide reductase (NADPH) activity; flavin adenine dinucleotide binding. The coding region runs from base 1 to 1641 and encodes 546 amino acids. Lineage: Eukaryota; Heterolobosea; Eutetramitea; Acrasida; Naegleriidae. The transcript is spliced from 2 exons. Gene Ontology annotation, cellular component: cytosol; mitochondrion.